Molecule: messenger RNA, 3085 nt
Organism: Anarrhichthys ocellatus (wolf-eel)
Lineage: Eukaryota; Metazoa; Chordata; Actinopteri; Perciformes; Anarhichadidae
Gene: slc39a4
Product: solute carrier family 39 member 4
Exons: 12
Coding region: 161-2242 (693 amino acids)
Biological process (GO): intracellular monoatomic cation homeostasis; zinc ion import across plasma membrane
Cellular component (GO): plasma membrane
Molecular function (GO): monoatomic cation:bicarbonate symporter activity; zinc ion transmembrane transporter activity
Source: RefSeq, a predicted model, not a curated record
GUGGUUUAAAACUGAUAACGGCUGUGAGCUGAGCUCUGUACAGCUCAAUGUCUCUGUAGAAAUACCUUGGGACUGUAUGAGCCUCUAUCAGCCUGUUGUUUUCUUUUUUCUUUAAAAUUAAUCCAUUCUUAUAAAAGCAGUUUUUAAAGAAAGCUUUAAGAUGUUCCUCUCCGCGCUGCUGAUUCUUGCCAGUCGGGGUUUGUUCAGUUCUGUUUCGGGGUCUCCCGCUGUGGAGGAAGCGUACAGGGCUGUGCUCAGCGUCGUGUCUCCUGGACAGCAGUAUCUGAACAGGGAGUCCCUCGGCUCUGUCUUUAAUACACUGGAGAAACGUGUGCAGUGUGGUGAAGUGUCGUGUGAAAAGUGUGAUCUAACGGAUGCGUUUCACCAGCUGAUCAGCGAUCACUCCACCCACGAGGAGGAUAAAACUGGAAGAGGCAGAAACAGUGUAACCAUCAGUGUGUCUCAGUUCCCUGCUCUCGCUGCUGGAUGCGUCCUGUACCUCUCAUCUCCUGGCCUGGUCUGCAGCGCGGUGAGGCAGGGGACAUGGGGACAGGAGGUCCAACAUUUCCUACGUAAAACAACACAUCAGGAUCACCAUGAGCAUGAAGAGAGCGAGCAGCACCAGGACCAUGAACACGUGCACAUAGAUGUUCAUGAGUUGAACGUCCUGCUUCGAGAGCUUCACGACCACUACGAGCCCUCAGACAGAGAGAGCUGUGUAACAGCCGGUGACAUCACGACAGAGGUCAACGCAUCCUCGCCAGACCAGAGACAGGAAGUGGGGGCAGUUUUGGGCCGCGUCCUGUAUCACGCCUUGCAGGGUCACUGCUUCGUUAGCCGGGCCCUGCCUGAGGAGAGCUUCUUCCUGGACUACAUCAUGGACCAUCUGGGGUCAACGAACGUCACUGUCGGGGAUUUGGAGGCGCUCAUGAGGAGUCUGCACCUCGGGCACCAGGAAGACGAACACGCUGAUCACGAUCACAGUGGUUUGAGACGGAGGAAGAGGAGGAGCCAUGAACAUCAAGAGAGGCAUGAAGGAAACGCCACCUGGGAUCGGUUCUGCGCCUCAGCUGAGGAGCUGGGCCUGAUCUACGGUCUGGCGGACAACAGCUCGGUCUCCUCUGGCCUGAGUCGGACGGACUUGGCUCGGCUCAGCCCUGCACUCGUCCAGCAGAUCCUGAGCGGAGCGUGUGCAGACAUCACAGAACCGCUGACACCAGAUGAGCUCACUAACACUGAGAAAUACGUCUAUGCAACCAUUGCCAAUGUGGUGAUAACACUGACGUCCAUGUUUGGCAUUGUAGUGCUGCUCUGUACCUCUUGCACCAGUGUGUUCCAGCUUUGUAUCCAGUUUUGCAUCAGCCUGGCUGUGGGCUCACUGACUGGAGAUGCCUUACUGCACCUGAUACCCAUGUUAUUAGGUUUACAUGUGCACUCAGACAAAACCGACAGCUCCAAUCACUCUCAUGGCGCUCACCAGGAAGAAACUCCAGACUACAUUUACAAGAUGUUAGUACUGAUUGGCGGUAUCUACUACUUUUAUCUGAUGGAAACAAUCUUCUCUCUGCUUGCAUAUAAAGAUAAUCAUCACCAUCAUCAACAUCAUCAUGCGGAGGAAUCAGAGCCUCACCACUGUGACCAUGGGAGGGUUUUAGAGAUGUAUGAACAUGAGAGGAAACAAAAAGACAAGUCACAGUCAGCAUCAAGUGCAGACCUGGUUGUCGAUCAAGACAAUGAGAAUUCUCUUUCAGAGCCAAAAGAGCUCACCAGAGAACAGCGUCUGCUGCCUUAUAUGAUAACUAUCAGCGACAGCAUCCACAACUUUGCGGACGGCUUAGCGAUGGGCGCAGCUUUCUCCCUGUCGUGGAAGUCCGGUCUGGCCACGUCACUAGCUGUCCUCUGCCAUGAACUGCCACAUGAACUGGGUGAUUUUGCCAUUUUGCUCAACAGCGGUGUGUCCGUCCGUAAGGCGUUGCUUCUGAACGUUGGCAGCGCCAUGACCUCGUUCAUCGGCCUGUACAUCGCUCUGUCUGUGGCCACUGACCUCGCCACCAAGCAGUGGAUAGCUGCCAUUUCUGCAGGACUCUUCCUGUACGUCGGGCUGGCUGACAUGCUCCCCACCAUGGUCCACAUCAGCAACAAGAAACCCUGGCUGAUGUUUCUGCUGCAGAACGUCGGCCUUCUGACCGGGUGGGGUAUUCUGUUGCUGCUGUCACUUUAUGAAGAGAGAAUCAGCUUUUAAAACAGACAAACGUCGGUCUGUUGAAUGUGUUAAUCUUACUUCUGAUAGAAUCUAUGAAGAUUGUGAAAUCUUUGAACAACAUUCACAGUAACAAGACUGGCUGUUUAUGGGCAUUCCUCAUAAAUGACUACCGUGAGAGCCCUGGUCUUGUUGACAUAAACAGCCUGUCAGACGGAGAACUAAUCUAGUCAGAUACAUUUUAAACAUUUCUGUGCCACCUAAAUGCCUUAAACUCGAACAUAAAUAUGUUUUUUUGACAGCUUGUGCAGAAAACUUGCACAGCUGCUUCCCAAUAGCCUACACCAAUGGUGAUGGGCAAAAUAUCAGAGACAAACUUCCAAUACAGGAACACCAUCAAAUGCAACCAGUAGAGCUGAAAAUAUACAGUAAAAGGUCGCAGGUAUUCCAGACCCUCUGUGGUGGACUGCAGCAGAUUUAGCUAGAAGUACUUAUUAAACUAGAAUCUCAGUGUACAUAUCAGAGGGUUUUUUAAAUAAAACUUUUAUCAUUAAUAUUUUGGUUAAAAAAAAAUAUUGACAAAUUUACCUUUUUACAAAUGCUAAGAUUGGUUAUGUUCCUUGUAACCCGAGGCUGUUUUUCUGGCAGUAGAAGCAAUUUCUUUCUUUGAUUAGUUUGUUUCUGAUUUUCAGCACUGAUAAAAUGUGAAAAUGACACUACAAUUCAGAAUACACGUAUUGUUUUCUCCUUGAGUAUAUACAUUACAUGUAAUUCAUCUUUGUACAGUUAUAUUUUGUGCUUUUUGAUAAGAAACAUACACAGAUAAAUGAAUUAGAAGAAGAAGCUAUACAGUUGUUUGAGUUUAUGGUAUUUGCCUGAACUACA